Molecule: messenger RNA, 549 nt
Organism: Nicrophorus vespilloides
Lineage: Eukaryota; Metazoa; Arthropoda; Insecta; Coleoptera; Silphidae
Exons: 2
Coding region: 7-339 (110 amino acids)
Source: RefSeq, a predicted model, not a curated record
UCCAACAUGAAUAAGCUAGUACUCGUCUGUUUCGUGGUCGUCGCCGUAGCAGCUAUGCUGCAGGAGUCCGAGGCUUUCGCCGUGGAGUCUAAUUUACAGAAAGAACCGAAAGUUGAGACAACCGUUGAUGGCAAGGUUGUGAAGAGAAGCGCCCAGAACGCGGCCAAAGAUGCUGCAGAUGCUGCUAGGAAGACAGCAAGAGAUGCAGCUGAAAAGGCCAAGGAGACAGCGAGACAAGCUGCUAAGGAUGCAGAGAACGUCGCUAAGCAAGCAGCAAAUAGUGCCAGAGAAACUGCAAGGAAGGCGAAGAAGAGCAUUCAAGAUACCUUCAAUAUUUAAUCAGUUUACCUAUUCCUAUUAGCUUUAGAUGCACCAAAGACGCAAAUACAAUGUCUAUUAAAUAACCAGUUGAAUAAAAGCUUCAAGCUUCUUUCGCUUACAGCAUAAUUGCAGUAAAAUCAAUGAAAUUAUUACUAACUUGGAAAAACAAUUCUAACAUUUACAUCUUAUUUGUUGACGCGUAUGUUUAUUAAUAUUUUUGUUUGUUGU